Molecule: messenger RNA, 1134 nt
Organism: Eufriesea mexicana
Lineage: Eukaryota; Metazoa; Arthropoda; Insecta; Hymenoptera; Apidae
Product: methylglutaconyl-CoA hydratase, mitochondrial
Exons: 3
Coding region: 140-1042 (300 amino acids)
Biological process (GO): fatty acid beta-oxidation
Cellular component (GO): mitochondrion
Molecular function (GO): catalytic activity
Source: RefSeq, a predicted model, not a curated record
AAAUGUUAUUAUUGGCGAAACCCGACAGUGCGUAAAGUCCAAGGAGUCGCUGCGACAUUCCUACGGUUCGGAAGGGGCACGAUUGCAUUUACACAAGACUUAAUUUAGUGAAAGCCUGUUCACAUAUAAGCUUUACAUAAUGGGUCCUUUAACAACAAGUGUCAGAUACACUUUCCAUUCUCUUUGCACAACUGCAGUAAGGGCAAUGUCUACCAAUGUAAUGUUAAAUCCAAAAGAUGAUGUAAAAGAAAUAGUACUUAAAUAUUUGGAUGGGAAAGAUAAUGGUAUUGUAGUAUUAGGAUUAAACCGACCCAAUGUUUGUAAUGCACUUGGUAAAACUUUAGCUAGUCAGCUAAAUGAUGCUAUCACUUCCAUCAGAGAAGAUACAAAAUUGCGAGUAUUAAUUAUUCGUAGUUUGGUUCCAAAAAUUUUCUGUGCUGGUGCAGAUUUAAGAGAAAGAGCAAGGAUGGAUAAUUCAGAAAUUUCAACAUUUGUUUCAUUUUUAAGAAAUUUGACAAAUAAUAUAGAAACAUUGCCAACUCCAGUAAUAUCUGCUAUAGAUGGUUCUGCAUUGGGUGGUGGAUUAGAACUUGCUCUAGCUACAGAUAUUAGAGUUGCAGCAUCAGAAGCUAAAAUGGGUCUUGUAGAAACAAAAUGGGCUAUUAUUCCUGGGGCAGGUGGCACACAACGAUUACCAAGAAUAAUUGGGACUUCUAAAGCAAAGGAACUCAUUUACACUGCACGUUUAAUUAAUGGUGACCAAGCUAUGGAGAUUGGUUUAGUAAACCAAGUAGUUCCACAAAAUAAAAGUGGUGAUGCUGCUUAUCAAGCUGCUUUAACAAUUGCCAGAGAAAUUUUACCUAAUGGGCCAAUUGGUAUAAAAAUGGCAAAAACAGCAAUAUCAAAAGGCCUUCAACUACCUAUUACAGAUGGACUUGAAAUUGAAAAACAAUGUUACAGCAAAGUUGUGGAUACAAAAGAUAGAAUUGAAGGACUUGCAGCAUUUGCAACAAAACGUAUUCCUAUUUAUCAAGGAAUAUAAAUAUAGAAAAAUGAAAUAUGAUGUAUUUUACAAGUUUGUUACGCUUAAUUAUUGACAUAUCAAGAAAGUUUUCAAAGAGACUAAAUGCAAAA